Molecule: messenger RNA, 5022 nt
Organism: Malassezia japonica
Lineage: Eukaryota; Fungi; Basidiomycota; Malasseziomycetes; Malasseziales; Malasseziaceae
Gene: MLP1
Product: Protein mlp1
Exons: 2
Coding region: 1-5022 (1673 amino acids)
Biological process (GO): mRNA export from nucleus; protein import into nucleus
Cellular component (GO): nuclear pore
Molecular function (GO): structural constituent of nuclear pore
Source: RefSeq, a predicted model, not a curated record
AUGGGCGACCUCGAGGCGCGCGUCGCUGCGCUCGAGGACGAGAAGCGCAAGCUUCUGUCCAGCUGGCAGCGUGAGCGCGACGAAAAUGCGCGCAAAGAAGAGGAGCUCGCUGCGUACGCCGCGCGUACGCAGUCGAUGCGCACGGAGCUGUCCAAGGUGAACCUCGCCCUGGAGCAGGCACAGAGUGCCGAGAGCACCAGCAAGUACAAAGCACGCACGCUCGAGCAGCAGCUUUCGCUCGCGCGCCAGGACACAGAGUGGGCACGCAGCGCGCUGCAGCGCGAACACGAAACCAAUGCGAGCGCACGCGCAGAACUCACGACGCGCCUCACGCGCGCCGAGACCGCGCUGGACCUCGCGACACAGGAGCGCUCGAGCGCCGCGGCACAGCUCGCGCAGGCGGAGCGUGCGCUAAACGAUACACAGGCAAAGCACGCGGAAUCGGCGGCGCGCAUCACCCAACUCCAAAGCGCGGCCGCCGCGCAGGAGCACGACGCGCGCCUCGAGAUCAACGGGCUGCAGCGCACGAUUGAGCUCGGCGAGGCGCGCGUGCAGCAUGCCGAGCGCCGCGCCGCUCAGCUCGAGGCGGCGUGCGACGAAUUGGUCGCCAAGUGCGGCGAGCGCGAAGGCGCAGCCCAGGACUUGGCCGACGAGGAACGCGCGGCGACUGCCUCGCUGCGCGAGGAGAACGCGGCGCUGCAGGCGGCGCUCGACCGCCUCGCGGCGAGCCUCGGCGUCCAGGUCAAGGACGGCGAGGUGGAGCAGCCCAGCCUCUCGACCGCUGCCUCGUUCGCCGCCCAUGUCCAGCGGGACGGCAAGAGCUUCAGCGAGGUGUACCUCGACCUCGUGCGCACGGACGAGGAGCUGCGGCGCGAGCGCGCCGAAACGGGGCGCCUCGAGGGCGUCCUGGCCGAAGUCAUGGCCGAUCUGGACGCCCAUGCGCCGCAGCUCAAGGCGCAGCGCGACGAGAACGCCGCGCUGCGUGCCGAGCUCGACGAGGCGCUCGCGGAGCUCGCGACCGCCGCCGAGGUGCGCGACGCGGCCCAAGAGACCGCCGCCGAGGCGCAGCGCGAGCUCGCGCGUGUCGAGCGCGAGCACACGCUUGCGACGCAGCAGCUCGAAGAUACCGGCCUCCAAGUGCGCACGCUGCUGCGCGAGGUCAUCCUGCUGCGCGACCCCUCCGCGGCGGAGCGCAUGGAAGACGACGGGACGCCGCUCGACGUGCCGAGCACGGAUAUCCACACCAUCAUUACGCAAGAACUCGUCACCUUCCGCUCCCUGUCGGAGCUCUGUGCGCAGAACAAGCGCCUGCUUCAUGCCCUGCGCGAGCUCGGCAACAAGAUGGAGGCGAUGGACGACAAGGCGGCGCAGUCCAACGACGACGCCGUGCAAGAAGCCGCGGCGCUCCUCGAAAAGGUCAGGGACGAGCUCGAGGCGGAGCGCGCCUCGAGCGAGAAUCUGCGCCGCGAGCGCGACAUGUUCCGCAGCGCGUGCCUCGCGACCGAGUCGGCGCCGCCGCCGCCUGUGCCGGCAGCCGACACGGAGCCCCUCCGCACCGAGCUCGCGUCUUCCAGGGCCGAGGCGCAGCGUGCGUGCGCCGCUCGCGACGCUGCGCAAGAGCGCCUCGCCAUCCUCCAGCACACCGCCGAGCUGCACCAAUCGCAGCUUGCCGAGUCGCGGCAGCAGAUGGAGCGCCUGCACGGCCUGCUCGCGAGCCGUGACCAGGCUGUCCAGGCCAAGGAGCAGGCGCUCCUUACCAACCACGGCACGAUCGAGCAGCUGCGUGCGGAGCUCGCCUCGGCGACGACCGAGGCGCGCGUCAGCGCCGAGCAGCGCGACGCGCUCCUCGACGAAAACAGCAAGCUCUCGCUCGCCAAGAGCACCGCCGAGCAGGCGCUCGCCGAGGCGCAGUCGGUGCGCACCGACGAUGCACACAAGCGCAGCUCCGAGUACGACCGCCUGCGCGACGACGCGGCGCAGCUGCGCAUCGCCCUCGCCGCUGCCGAAGCGCGUGCGGGCGAGGAGCAGACGCAGGCGACCAAUGCGACGCUCCGCCGCGAAAUCGAGACGCGCGCUCUGCAGGAACGUCUCGACACGCUCGUGCAGCAGCACACGAGCGCCCGCGAGGCGCUCGCGACGGCGCAGGCGAAUGCGAUGCACGCCGAGCGCCGCGCGACCGACCUGCUCGGCCAGCUCGAGCAGGCCAAGUCCUUCACGGCCCUCUUUGAGAAGCAGCUCGCGGCCGCCGAAGAGAGCCGCAAGGCCGCGGCCGCGGCUGCUCUCGGCGCGGCGGAUGCGGCGUCGGCGAGCGGCCUCUCGCCCGAGCGCCAGCUCGAGAUGGAGCUGAUGGACGUGCGCCGCGGCCGCGCCGCGGCUCAGGCCGAGACGCUCGAGGCGAAAGAAAAGCUCCAGGCGAGCGUCGACGCUCAGACGCAACUCCAGCAGUCGCUCGACGCGGCGAUCGCCGAGCGCGAUGCGGCGCAGGCGCAGCACACCGCCGCCGCCACCGCGGCCGAGCAGGCCUCUGCCGAGCACCAGGCGGCGCUCGCGGCAAAAGACGCCGAAGUGACGUCGCUGCGCGAGGCGCUCGACAACGCGCACGCCGAGCGCGACGCGCAAAAGACCGCGUUUGCCAACGAGAAGCGCGAGCUCGAAGACGCGCUCGCCGGCCUGUCCACCGCCGAGAAGGAGGCCGAGGACAAUGCGCCGCAGGCCUGGGACGAGGUGCGCAAGUUUGCGCGCGCCGCCAAAGAGGCCGAGACGCGCGCCGCGGACGCGGCCCACGCCCAGAGCGAGGCGCAAGGCGAAAUCGAGCGCCUGCGCACCGAGCUGCAGCGUGUCGUCUCGGAGAGCGACGCACUGCGCCACGCACGCGACGUUGCGGAUGCCGAGAACAACCGCAGCGCGCUUGCUGCCGAGACGCACGCGCGCUCGCUCGAAAAGACCAUCGACACGCUCAAGACGCAGCGCGACGAGCUCCAGGAGCAAAACACGCAGCUGCACGGCCACCUCGAGGCCGUCGGCAAGCGCUCGGCGGCCGAAGGCGAGGCGGACGUCGCGAGUGCCGGCGACCUGCACCAGGUCAUCCGGUACCUGCGCCGCGAAAAGGAGGCGCUCGAGCUCCAGGCGGAGCUCGCGCGGCAAGAGCAGGCGCGCCUGCGCCAGGCGCUCGACAAGGCCGAGCAGGACGCCACGGCUCUCCGCACCGAGCUCGCCGAGGCCAAGGCGCCGAGCGACGCGCCCAACACGCAGUACGCCGAGCUCCUCGACAAGAUCAACCAGCUCUCGUCGCUGCGUGAGCACGUCACGACGCUCAAGGAAGCGAAGCAGGCGCUCGAGACGCGCGCCGAGUCGCUUUCCUCGCAGCUCAGCGCCGCGCAGCAGGAGCUGCAGCCGGGCCGCGAACAGCUGCAGAGCGCGCAGGUCGAGCUCGAGACGUGCCAGAGCCAGCUGCGCGUCGUCCAGGAGGACGUCGCGCGGUGGAAGAGCCGCACCGAGGGCCUCCUCAAGUCGUCCGGUGUCACCGAGGCCCUCGAGAAGGCCGAGGCCGAGCGCAAAGAGGCGCAGGCACAGGUCGAGACCGCGCGUGCCGAGCUCGAGUCAGAAAAGACGCGCCUUUCGUCCGAGCUGCAGACCGCCAAUGCACGCUUCGAGCAGCUGCGUGAACAAGUCCGUGCGCGCAUCACGCAGGAGCGCCGCUCGGUGGCCGAGGCGACCGAGCGUGGCAACCAGCUCCAGCAGGAGAAGGACGCCGCGGCGGCCAAGGCGGAGGAAGAGAAGAAGGCGCUCGAGGAACAGGUGCAGGCGCUCCAGGCCAAGAUCGAUGAGCAGGCCAAGGAGCCGAUGCAGACCGACGGGCAGCCAGAGGCCAAGCCGGAGUCCAAGGCCGAGGGCGAGGGCGAGCAGCCCAACUGGGAGGCCGAAAAGGCGGCGCUCGCCGAGCAGCUGCGCGCCAAGACGGAAGAGUGCGAGAAGCACAAAAACUUUGCGCGCACCUUCCUGAAGGACAAGCGCGCAGCCGAGGCGCUGGUCAAGGAAAAGACGGCGCAGCUCGAAGAGCUCGAGAAGAAGCUCGCCGAGGGCGGCCAGGGCAAAGGUGUGGCCAAGACGGAAGGCGGAGGCGAGGCGGCCGAGGGCAAGGCCUCGGGGGCUGAGGCCACCGACUCUGCCACGGACGCGCAGCCCGAGGCUUCCGAGUCCAAGCCAGAGACGGCCGGGUCCAAGCCCGAGGCUUCCGAGUCCAAGCCAGAAACGGCCGGGGCCACGCCGGCGGCCGAUGCCCCCACCGCGCCCGAGGACGAGACGGUCGAGGGCCUGCGCAAGCGCAUCGCCGAGCUCGAGUCGCUCCUCGCUGCGGCCAACGCCCGCAUCGCCGAGCUCGAGGCGGCGAGUGCCUCCUCCGAUACCGCGGCCAAGGACGCCAAGAUCGAGGAGCUGACGAAGCAACUCGCUGCGCCCGACGGCCUGCAAGCUGCGAUCGAGGCCAAGGAAGCCGAGCUCAAGGCGCACUACCAAUCGCUUCUCCAGACGCGCUACGACGACGGAAAGCACGAGGCGACGCUGCGCAAUACCAUCAUGCUCAAGCAGCGCGACAACAAGAUUACCAAGCUCACUGCCGAGAUCCAGGAGCUCAAGAUCAAGCUCGGCAUUGCGUCCGACGCGCCGGCGCCGAAGCCCACGCCGAAGCCCAAGGCGGAGGAGAAGGAGAAGCCCGAGGAGAAGUCCGAGGCGAAGGCAGAGGCGACGCCCGCGCGCCCUGCCGUCGUCCGCGGCGGAGCGCCUGCGCGUGGCGGCCGUGGCGGCGGCCCCAAGCCCGUCCCCCUCCUCCAGCGCGCCAAGCCCGCUGAAGGCACGUCGAUCCGCGGCGCGGCCGCGACGCGCGGUGCGCCCGCGAAGCGCGGCGCCGUGUCGGUCGCGGGUGGCGCGAAGCGGAAGCGCGAGCUUGCCGCGUCGACGUCGAGCACGGACAACGACAAGCCCAAAGGCGCUCCGAAAAAGUCGCGAGGCGACGACGCGGAGUAG